This is a messenger RNA of Dufourea novaeangliae, 1539 nucleotides long. RefSeq lists its product as uncharacterized. Gene Ontology annotation, cellular component: cytoplasm. Gene Ontology annotation, biological process: proteasome-mediated ubiquitin-dependent protein catabolic process; multicellular organism development. The transcript has 4 exons. NCBI's taxonomy places the organism in Eukaryota, Metazoa, Arthropoda, Insecta, Hymenoptera, Halictidae. Gene Ontology annotation, molecular function: ubiquitin protein ligase activity; ubiquitin conjugating enzyme binding. The coding region runs from base 1 to 1539 and encodes 512 amino acids. The record is from RefSeq and is a predicted model, not a curated record.
AUGUCUAUUGUACCUAGUCCAGAAUUGUUGACUGAAGCAGCAGGUGUCAAAAUUUUUAUGACACCUUUGUCAGAAGAACAUUCGUCAAAUGUAUCUUCAGUCACGGGAAAGAUUUGUGUAACAUUAGAAAAUAUAAAGGAAGCCAAAUCUUGUGGAUUUCAUCUUACAAAAUCAAAAUGGGAUCCCUAUCCUUGGGUAAGCUGCGUUGAAACCGAAAGUCUCGCGGAUGCAGCUGGUCUUAGAGCUGGUGAUUGCUUAGUGAGCAUCAAUGGAAAGGAUUUAAUAGGACUGAAAAUAAAAGAAAUUGCAACAUUGAUUCAUCAGCAUCAGAAACACAAUGUAAAUCUGUUUGUUUGGAGAUAUGCUAAUGAAGAAGAGCAGCAAGAAACAGGAAUAGCUGUAAAAGGACCUCUACCUGAUGUAGCCAGUAAGCUUGCAAAUGCAGUGUCUGGAGUUGUGAGAGCACUAGAAUGUCCAGUUUGUUUGGACAGUUCAAUGCCCCCGGUUUCUCAGUGUGUUCACGGACAUAUCAUUUGUGUAGGAUGUAGAACAAGAACACCUCGUUGUCCAGUCUGCAGAGUUAGAUUGGGUCAAGGUCGAUGCUUGCUUGCAGACAAACUGCAUAAAAUAUUUCGGGACGCUUUUGAGAUAAAGAACAAUUCAUGUGAUGACACUGUAUAUCGGGGUUGGAGUCUUCGAGAUCACCUUUUUGGCAAAACUAAAAGCAGAAGAGCACCAUCAGAGAGAUCAAAAAGUAACGGUGCAAUUUUGAAAGCACGUCAGUUAUUGUUAAGUAAAUUAUUUCUCGGUGGAGCAGAGAAAGCCGCUUCAGCGGAUAAUUUAACAACAGUCGCCAAUGAAACAUGCAAUGCGAAUGAAGCCUUGAUGAAUAAUUUGAAAUUCACAGAGCGUUUAAGAUUAUGCGAUCGUACGAAGUCUGCGAGCACUGGAGAGUUAUCGAGAGAAAUUCCGAGAAAUGUUAACAAUGAUCAUUCGCAGACUGAUGCUGUAAGCAGAAUGUCGAGCACUGCCAGUUUGAUGUCCAGUGUACCCCCUACACCCAUUUGGGAAGGUUCUAUGGAUUCCGUGACCUGUGCACAAAUAGUAUGCCCUCUUUCGAAACAAACUGACUGCAGAGAUUUUAUUACAUCUGAUAUAGUGUUGGAACAUUUAAGUGGAGUUCAUGAUGUACCCCAAGUACAUUUUUAUUCCAUUCAUAUACAGAUACCAUUACCACUUCCUUUUGGUGUUAAUGCUGUUUAUGUAAUACAUUAUGGUGGAGACCUUUUUUUCCUCCAGUACGAUCAGGAAGCUGUCUGGAUUUCAUGUACAAGGGGAGGAAGGAAUGUAUGGGAAUGGACUUUGCAUGGCCAAGGGGAAAAUGGUACUGAAAUAAAACUGCGAAGAAGCGUUGUCAGCCUUGAAAUUCCCGUAACUGUAUCAACACAACAUAUUGCGCCAUUGCCAAGCGCUUUAUCACUGCACACAUUGAACAUUCAAUUAGACGAGUGCAGCCUUCAUGAACAAUUUGAUGUAUGA